UUCGUGGUCCUCCUGUUGACAGUGCUCCUGGCGGGGCCGUCCACCUCCUGCGGGGGCGGGAACUGCCGUAGGUACUCGGUAGCGGGAAGCAAGCAGCGCAGCCGGGGAGGGCGGUCACCCACCAGCUUCUUCAACAUCGGCGACGCUUUUAAUGGCUUCGGCGGUGGAGACAGCGGCUACGGCGACGUGGGUAACGGAGGUUAUAACGGCGGUGGCUUAAAAGGCGGAGAUGACUACAAUGGAGGUGGCUUCAAAGGCGGAGAUGGCUACAGUGGCGGUGGCUUCAAAGGCGGAGAUGGCUACAAUGGCGGUGGCAUCAAAGGCGGAGAUGGCUACAAUGGCGGUGGCUUCAAAGGCGGAGAUGGCUACAAUGGCGGUGGUUUCAACGGCGGAGACGGCUACAACGGCGGUGAUGAUGGCUACAGUGGAAGCGGUAGUAGCUACAACGGGGGUGGUAGUGGCUACAACGGAGGCGGUAGUGGCUACAGUGGAAGUGGUAGUAGCUACAACGGAGGCGGUAAUAGCUACAACGGAGGCGGUAGUGGCUACAACGGGGGUGGUAAUAGCUACAACGGAGGCGGUAACGGUUACAACGGAGGCGGUAGUGGCUACAACGGGGAUGGUAACAGUUACAACGGCGGUGGUAACAGCUACAACGGAGGCGAUGAUGACUACAACGGAGGCGGUAGUAGCUACAGCAGGGUCGGAGGUAGUUUCAAUGGCGGCAAUGGGGGCUACAGCGGCGGUGGCAACGGUUACAGCGGCGGCGGUGGCAACGGUUACAGCGGCGGUGGUAACGGUUACAGCGGCGGCGGUGGCAACGGUUACAGCGGCGGCGGUGGCAACGGUUACAGCGGCGGCGGUGGCAACGGUUACAGCGGCGGCGGUGGCAACGGUUACAGCGGCGGCGGUGGUGGUUAUAAAAAUAGUGGUUCGGGAAUUUCCAUUGGGAGCAGAGGUUACAGUGGCGGCGUUAGCGGUGACAACGGUGAUGGUUAUAGCGGAGGCAGUAGCAGUAAAGGUAGUGACUACAGCGGAGGUAGUGGGAGCUACAGCGACGGUGGGAGUUACAGCAAUAAAGGUACAAAAGGAGGAAGCUACAAGGAGCCUGGCUACUCAGGUAGCAACAUCAGCCCUCCGUCAAAUGGCUACCUCCCUCCAGUUGGCAA
Molecule: messenger RNA, 1169 nt
Organism: Procambarus clarkii (red swamp crayfish)
Lineage: Eukaryota; Metazoa; Arthropoda; Malacostraca; Decapoda; Cambaridae
Source: RefSeq, a predicted model, not a curated record